AUGCGUAGUUCAACUGAAAAUAAUGAAAAUAUUAAACAAAUUAAAAAUAAUCAUCGAAAUUUGUAUCGUGUAAUCACAAUAGUAGGUAUUGGAGUGUUUGCUUGUAUUAUCGGUAUUUUAGGUCUUCUAUUGGGAUUAUUCGGUGCAAUAAAACAAAUACAAAAUCAAUAUAACGAAUAUUUACAUAAUCAAUGGGAAACAACAUGUUUAGUACUUCAAUAUUCAUGUUUUCCACGUUCAUGUUAUUCUUGUACUGAUUCACAUUGUAAUAAAUCAGUUUGUUAUGAUGAAAAAAUUGAAGUUAGUUAUUCUAUAUUUAAUGGAACUGAAAUUCUAAGUACAAUUAUAUUCAAAAAUAAUCCAAUUCAACAUCAUAUUCAACUUGGACAUACGUAUAGAUGUUAUUAUGAUCGAAUAAUUAAUUUUAAAUCAGUACAAUUGGAAUAUAUACAUUCAAAAUCUCAAACUUCGAUAAUUAUUAGUGGUUGUGUUUUAAUUAUUGUUGCUUUCAUUAUAUUUAUCAUUUUAUCUAUUUAUACUUUAUUUGUUGAAAGACCUCGUGUAAAACAAAUGAGAAGAAGGAGUCAAAUGUUGCAAAAUUUAUCUUGUGAACAUAAAGAUGAAAUUUAA
Messenger RNA from Rotaria sp. Silwood1, 630 nucleotides. The record is from the annotation of a GenBank genome assembly. NCBI's taxonomy places the organism in Eukaryota, Metazoa, Rotifera, Eurotatoria, Philodinida, Philodinidae.